This is a messenger RNA of Alternaria novae-zelandiae, 294 nucleotides long. RefSeq lists its product as uncharacterized. Bases 1 to 294 code for a protein of 97 amino acids. The transcript is spliced from 2 exons. The record is from RefSeq and is a predicted model, not a curated record. NCBI's taxonomy places the organism in Eukaryota, Fungi, Ascomycota, Dothideomycetes, Pleosporales, Pleosporaceae.
AUGCCAAACACGAACCUAACCCGCCGCUUCCUCAUCGAACUCAACGGUCAAUUCGUCAGUAAAGUGGACGAUACCGGCACCGCCAAUCUUGCGGCCCAGCGGGAGGAAAAGAGUCCAGCGAGCAUGGGAGACCGCAACCAAGCAGCAAUCUUCACGCUGCAAAAUGGGCUCUUGCUCUGUAACAGCGGUGUGACUUUACUCGCUCUAGGCCGUUUGUUGGAUGAGGAAGAUAAGUUUGAGGCCAUGCCUAUGUAUUGGGCUGAGCAAGUUCCCGCUUGGGGCGCUGUUAGAUGA